GUCGUAUCAUACCGCAACCCUAAUGGUAUUCUAUUUCUCUCUCCGUAAACUUGCGGUACUUCUUCAAAGCUCCAUCCAUCCAUCCUCCCCAACCAACCAAACUAACAACAUCAAAAACGGGGAACGAAAAAGAAAAAAAAACGCGAGAAACAGAUAAACAACUACGGGUAACUUAUGGCAUCACGCGACGAAGCACCCAAGUUAUCCAGUAGCGUUAAGCUUGUGCUUUUGGGAGAGGCUGCAGUCGGGAAGUCAUCACUAGUCCUUCGCUUCGUGAACGAUGAUUUCCAGGAGAAUAAGGAGCCCACGAUUGGCGCCGCCUUCCUGACCCAAAGGUGUACCCUUCCAAGCCGCACCAUAAAGUUCGAAAUCUGGGACACAGCGGGACAGGAACGCUUCGCCUCCCUCGCACCAAUGUACUACCGCAACGCCCAGACCGCGCUGGUGGUCUACGACAUCACGAAGCCCACCUCUCUCACAAAGGCCAAGCAUUGGGUCAGCGAGCUGCAGCGCCAGGCAAGCCCUGGCAUCGUCAUCGCUCUGGUCGGGAACAAACUCGACCUUGCCGCUACUACCGCUGGCGAUGGGCGGUGCUCACGGCGGAAGCGAGGGCUUAUGCGGAUGAGGAGGGAUUGCUAUUCUACGAGACGUCCGCUAAGACUGGGGAGAAUGUGCAGAAAUACGCUGAGGCCUAGGGGUGGAGCGGGGGGGCUUGGAGGGAGUGGGAGAGGGGGCGGUGCUGGUGCGGGCGGUGGUGCUGGUGGGGAGGGAGGAGUGGGAAUGGCGGUUAGUUUGGAGGAUGGGGCCAGGGCUAAGGAGGGGUGUGCUUGUUAGUUGUGAUAAUACGAUGGGUGCACUGCGGGAGAGGGGUCCUUUUUUCUUUCUUUCUUUUCUUCUUUUCUUUGAAUGGGGGGGGGAGCUCUGAAACCAGCUGUUUUGUAGGGACGGGAGAAUGAGCUGGGUGGCGGUGUGGAUUAGAUUGGUUACGCCCGCUUUGGAAUAUUUUUUUCUCUUUCUCUUUCUCUUUCUCUUUAAUUUUCAUGUCCCGUUCCCUUUUCUCUUUUUUCCCUCUUUCUUUUCCACCAAAACGUAGCUCAUUGUAGUCGUGAACGCGCUAUCUCUCUCUCUCCCCCUCUCCGCUCCAGGUCUGUCGAUCAAUCUCACGGCAUAGCUUAACUCUAUUCUUUCUUAUUAUUUCCUUCCAUUUUUUCUCAUGGUUUCUACGUUAUUGGUAAAUGGAUGGUAGGGCGGGGGGGAUAUAUAACAUGUUUGGGAUAUCGCGGUAAUAACACGUUUUUCGCCACAA
This is a messenger RNA of Tuber melanosporum (Perigord truffle), 1306 nucleotides long. RefSeq lists its product as uncharacterized. The transcript has 5 exons. The record is from RefSeq and is a predicted model, not a curated record. Gene Ontology annotation, biological process: protein targeting to vacuole. Bases 175 to 834 code for a protein of 219 amino acids. Gene Ontology annotation, cellular component: early endosome; endomembrane system; late endosome. Gene Ontology annotation, molecular function: GTPase activity; GTP binding. NCBI's taxonomy places the organism in Eukaryota, Fungi, Ascomycota, Pezizomycetes, Pezizales, Tuberaceae.